This is a messenger RNA of Gopherus flavomarginatus (Mexican gopher tortoise), 984 nucleotides long. RefSeq lists its product as uncharacterized. NCBI's taxonomy places the organism in Eukaryota, Metazoa, Chordata, Testudines, Testudinidae. The record is from RefSeq and is a predicted model, not a curated record. The coding region runs from base 7 to 933 and encodes 308 amino acids. The transcript is spliced from 7 exons.
UGGUGGAUGGAGGGAUGGAUGGACAGGCAGACGGGGGUGGUGGAUGGAGGGAUUGACGGACAGGCAGACGAAAGGGUAGAUGGACGGACAGAGCAGAAGGGGGUAGUGGGUGGAUGGAUUGAUGGACAGGCAGAUGGAGGGGUGGAUGGAGGGACGGACGGACAGGCAGACAGAGGCGUAGAUGGAUGGACGGACAGGCAGAUGGAUUUGUGCAGGGAUGACGGAGGAUGGACGGGCAGACAAGAGUGGGGUGGAGGGAUGGACAGGGCGAGAGAGGUGGUGGAUGGACGGACAGGCAGACGGGGGUGGUGGAUGGACGGACAGGCAGAUGGGGAUGGGGUGGAGGGAUGGACAGGCAGAGAGAGGUGGUGGAUGGACGGACAGGCAGACGGGGGUGGUGGAUGGACGGACAGGCAGACGGGGGUGGUGGAUGGAGGGAUGGAUGGACAGGCAGACGGGUUUGAUGGACGGACGGACAGGCAGACGGGGGUGGUGGAUGGACGGACAGGCAGACGGGGGUGGUGGAUGGAGGGAUGGAUGGACAGGCAGACGGGUUUGUGCGGGGAUGACAGAGGAUGGACAGAUGGACAGGCAGAUGGGGGUGAUGGAUGGACGGACAGGCAGACAGGGGUGGGUGACGGAUGGAUGGACAGGCAGAAGGGUUUCCAUCGGGAUGAACAGACAGGCAGACUGGGGUGGUGGAUGGACGGACAGGCAGACGGGGGUGACGGAUGGAUGGACAGGCAGAAGGGUUUCCAUCGGGAUGAACAGACAGGCAGACUGGGGUGGUGGAUGGACGGACAGGCAGACAGGGGUGACGGAUGGAUGGACAGGCAGAAGGGUUUCCAUCGGGAUGAACGGACAGGCAGACUGGGGUGGUGGAUGGACGGACAGGGCAGAGGGAGGGAUGGAGGGACAGGCAGACGGGGGUGAUGGAGGGACAGACAGGCAGACGGGUUUCUGUGGGGAUGGACGGACAGGCAG